CUUGUGACAAGUGGACACAACUCCACACGCCUUUGUUGGAAAAGGGUAAGUUAUUUGUUGGCAUGGAAAACUGGUGUGAAAUGUAACACAACAUGGGACCCGUGAAGAUCCAGGUCGUUCUCAUCAACCAUGGCCUGCACAGACUUCCGGUACACAUGCCCAUUUGCAGCGACGGAUGAUAUGAAACAAGGUUUUGACGAGGCCGGGUUCGUCAUUAUCCGAGGCCUGCUUGACAAGGACGAAGUCGGUAAACUGACAAAGGCAGCGGAGACGAACACAGCCUUCUCGCAGCACGCCUUCAAUUUGGACGACAGCGAGGGGCGGAAGAGCAGGAUGGUGGCCUGGGAUCACCCCGGGGAUGACGUCACUGGUAUACUGUCCAGGAGCGCUAGAAUAGUCAGGACUUGUGAAAAGCUCUUAGGGGACGAAGUGUACCACUACCAUGGGAAACUGAUGAUGAAGAACCCUCAAUCUGGAGGAAAGUUUGUCUGGCACCAGGACUACGGAUACUGGUAUCAGAACGGCAACCUCUUCCCCGACAUGAUGAGUGUCUUCGUUGCCAUUGAUCAGUGUACAAAGGAAAAUGGAUGUCUUCAGGUACUGAAGGGCUCCCAUAAGUGUGGGCGCAUUGACCACUGUGCUGUUGGGGGCCAGACUGGGGCAGAUGGAGAAAGAGUCAGCCAACUGAAGACGGUUUGCCCCCUUGUGUUUGUGGAGCUGGAGCCUGGGGACGCCCUAUUCUUCCACGCCAACCUGCUGCACACGAGCAAUGCCAACACGAGUGACAGAAGACGUUGGGCGUUUAUAAUCGCCAUCAACACAAAACACAAUGACCCCGUCAAGAAGCAUCACCAUCCACAGUAUACUAAACUGAACGUUGUUGACGAUUCUGCCCUGAAGGCUUGCGAAAACUACUACGACAUGGCUGGGAAAGAUUUCAUGAAUGCUGCAACUUCAAAAACGAUCAAAGCCGAACCUUAAGAUCACCAAUACAGGCAACCUCUGUUAUCUGGUAUGUGUUCGGGACAAUCCAAAAGACUUAAAGCUGGAGCAGGGACUUGAUAUCGCUGCUGCCAGUAAUUAAGCUCGAAUUUUGGAAAAGUAGACAGAACUAUUAUUGAUAAUAAUUUGGUUAAACUGUAAUAGCGACGUUUUAGCAGUCAUCCUUGUACCGUGGUCAAGCAAGUCUUGCUUUUCUGACUACUUUGUUAUCAUCCAAUUUGUAAGAAAUGCCUCUCAAACAAUUGAAUUUUGAGAAAUAACAAAUAACAAUGCAUUAUUACUAAUUCAAGGCAUUGUAAUCUCUCUAUAAUUGCACACUGAGAUUAUAAGCGAUUUUAGUCAAAUGGUUAAAAUAAGCAAACCCGAUAUGUUUGUAAGAAUAGUUGUUAUAUUUGAUAGGCAAAUAUAGAUCAUAAAUGUGUUUUCCAUGCUUUUCACUCUUUCCCCAAUAAAGUAGAAUAUUGAGUUGUUUUUAGUGAUUAUUUUAUUGCAUAUAAUAUAAAUAAGCAUCUCCGAUGUCUACCACAUUUGUGAAACCCACAAGCAUAGAUAUGGUGCUGACAAACCUAGAAACAUUAUCAAUCUGGGAUGUUCAUCCACGUUCAUAGGAGUCACCCAUCCUUUGUGAACAACGCCUUAUGUUAUUGUGACAACUUUAUUGUGAAUAUGUAUUAUGAUGAAUGAGAGAGCUGGGUCUGACGCUUCUUGAACCCUACAGCUACCAGUCUUCUACCACAGUGUCUGGAGGACGCAAUCAGUCAUCAACUCAUCAAUACGGAUAUGGUGCAAAGAAAUAAAGGAUCCAAAUAUUGGAUUCGAACCCACUUCAUAGAUAAAAAUUCAUAAUGAAAUGAAACCAGUACCCGCGUGCACGUCACCCACUCUGCCAUGACGACAUUCUUGAAAUAUAAUUCAAUGGUACCGAUUCGCUUGCACGUCAACAACUACAACUAUUACGACUUGACUAUAACUACACACGUACAACAGGCGGAACGACUGUCAAUAAAACAUUUGCAACAUGUGUAUCUUGAAUAAACUCAGAAGUUGGAGCGGAGAUCUGUGCAACAACAA
This is a messenger RNA of Haliotis rufescens (red abalone), 2073 nucleotides long. RefSeq names its product L-proline trans-4-hydroxylase-like. NCBI's taxonomy places the organism in Eukaryota, Metazoa, Mollusca, Gastropoda, Lepetellida, Haliotidae. Bases 130 to 981 code for a protein of 283 amino acids. The record is from RefSeq and is a predicted model, not a curated record. The transcript is spliced from 10 exons.